AUGGGGCCGCGCCCCGCCGCGCUGGCGCUGCUCGGUCUGGCGGCCGCCGCCGCCUCCGCGCUGCCGCUGCCCGACGCCGGCCCGCACCUCAACUACGGCUGGGGAGAGCCCAUCCGGCUGCGGCACCUCUACACCGCCAGCAAGCACGGGCUCUUCAGCUGCUUCCUGCGCAUCGGCGCCGACGGGCGGGUGGACGCGGCCGGCAGCCAGAGCCCGCAGAGUCUGCUGGAGAUCCGCGCCGUGGCCGUGCGCACCGUGGCCAUCAAGGGCGUGCAGAGCUCCCGGUACCUGUGCAUGGACGAGGCGGGGAGGCUGCACGGGCAGCUCAGGUAUUCCACUGAAGACUGUUCCUUUGAGGAGGAGAUUCGCCCAGAUGGCUACAACGUGUAUAAAUCAAAAAAACACGGGAUAUCAGUGUCUUUGAGCAGUGCCAAACAAAGACAGCAGUUCAAGGGGAAAGAUUUUCUUCCCCUGUCUCACUUCUUGCCCAUGAUCAACACCGUGCCCGUGGAGUCAGCGGACUUUGGUGAAUACGGUGAUUACAGCCAGGCCUUUGAGCCAGAGGUGUUCUCCUCGCCCCUGGAGACGGACAGUAUGGAUCCCUUUGGCAUCACCUCCAAACUGUCCCCAGUGAAGAGCCCCAGCUUCCAGAAGUGACUGUGCUCAGCAUGUGUUUUUACAGGAGUAUUGCAGAGUACUGCAGGGUUUUUAGCUUUUCAGGUAGUGAUAUUUGGGAACUUUUUUGUGUAUUUGAGUAUGGAGCCAGCCUCACCCUUGUUGUACCUGUAAGAGAUGAGUGCCAAGAGGCUGUUCUAUAGUCUAAAGAAUUGCCUAUCCAUAGUUUUGUUUGGAAAAGGAGGAUUAAAUAUGAAAAAUUUCGCAGCUUUAUCAGAGUUGCUCCAGAGGUGGUGAUAAAGUUUUUCUACAUAAUUUUUCUACACCAGCUUCCACAUAUAUUCACCUCUUAUAUCUGCUCAUAUGAGCAAAUGCAGAAAACCUUUUCCUCUUCAGAGACCUUAAACCCAAAACAUUUGGACCAAAACUAGAUGAAGGAAAACAUCCCAGCAGAUGUAACUAGAGUUAAUGCUGCUUCUUAAAAGGCUGCUAACAACAUUCUGGGGAAAACUUUCUAUUGAAAGCAUACUACUGAAAAAAAACAAAUCCUGCUUGUAUAUUGUGCUUUUUCUUCCCUUAGAAAAUAAGGGAAGAAAGGGAAAAAUUUCUCCCUUCCCUUAUUUCUAAAGAGUACUUUGGGAAACUUGAUCGUUGAUUUCUUUUGUAGACUAAAUUAUGUUCUCUGUGGCAUCAGAAUCAUGCAGCAGAGAGUUCUCAUCAGAAUUAGUGAGAAUUCAUUGUGUGGUUGGAAGAGUGCACAGGGCUAGAAUUGAUGUUCAUCAGGUAGGGAAUGAGCAGCUCAAAUGAGUGUUUAAAUGAAGAUUCUGUUGUAUAUAAGCAUGUAUAUGUCGUUAGCAAAUGGAGAAAACCACUGAAAACGGAUGUAUAGGUCAAAUCAGUUGCAAAAUAGGUUUUCGUGUUUAACCUUUAACCACCAGGAAUUCUUUCAAGUCACUUCCAGGCUUGAUUCAGCAUCCAUGGGAAUCAGUGGAGAGAUGGUUUAGUGAGUUAAAAGCUGCAGAACUGGGUCAGGAUUCUCCUUGCAGGAAGGGAUUGUGAGUGCCUCUGGACAAGGCACCUGAUGUCUUCAGUUCUGUUCUCCCUUUGAAAAGAGUCAAUGAAGGAAUAACCAAGGUGAAGCCAAAGGAAAAAAAAAAAGGAUAGUUCAGGGAUUCUACUUGUUUCCAAAGGUUCAUUUAUAAUAGAGAUUCCUGUACAAAAAAAAAAAAACUCUACUGGAAAUACCGGUGUUCUUCUGACCUAGCACUUCAUUGCCAAUGCAAUAUUUAUAAUUAAUUUAUUGAAUACAUACACCUGUUUAUUUUGUUACUGUUAUUUAUGCUCAAAAUUCUAUUUAUAUACUCCUGAAGGUGGGUUUUUUUAGUUGUAACAAAUCUUGUGGAGUUUCGUAAUCACGGAAUUUUAGCCAACGGUAGUUUUUUAAAUUUCUGUGCAUUAUCAGUAGUGUAAUGUGUACAUUUGCAAUAAAAGAGAAAAUCAUCUUCAA
This is a messenger RNA of Corvus hawaiiensis (hawaiian crow), 2122 nucleotides long. It is a transcript of the gene FGF19, whose product is annotated as fibroblast growth factor 19. The coding region runs from base 1 to 657 and encodes 218 amino acids. Gene Ontology annotation, cellular component: extracellular region; cytoplasm. Gene Ontology annotation, molecular function: growth factor activity; fibroblast growth factor receptor binding. NCBI's taxonomy places the organism in Eukaryota, Metazoa, Chordata, Aves, Passeriformes, Corvidae. Gene Ontology annotation, biological process: fibroblast growth factor receptor signaling pathway; animal organ morphogenesis; positive regulation of protein phosphorylation. The record is from RefSeq and is a predicted model, not a curated record. The transcript has 3 exons.